UCAGAGUUCACUGGGCAACUUAAAAAUAGUAAUACUAUAGCAUCCUCAAGUUCGUCCGAGAUGUCAGUUGAUAUGAAUGUUUUGGAUUUUGAUCCUUCUAAAAUUAAUUGGAAUGGAUCAAAAGCUCCUUAUCGUUUCCUAGUUGAUACUUUUGUUGCUAUUGAGAAAACGACAAGCCGACUUAAGAUUAUAGAAAUCUUGACAAAUGCGUUACGUACUAUUAUUUAUCAUGAUCCUGAAAGUGUUCUACCUACUGUUUGGCUUUCUUCGAAUGCCAUAGCACCCUCAUAUGAAGGAAUAGAACUUGGGAUUGGUUCACAAGUUUUAUCAAAAGCUAUAACAUCUGUGUCUGGAGCAUCUUCAAAGGCAUUGAAACAGUACUACGAUAAAUAUGGAGAUUGGGGGGAUGUAGCUUAUACGGCAAAAGUUUCUGUUCGAACUUUAAUGGAACCUAAACCAUUGACUAUUGGUAAAGUGUAUAACACUCUCUAUUCCAUUUCAAAAUUAAAAGGAUCUGGCGUAGUAGAUCAAAAGACUGAUUUAGUAAAAAAAUUACUAAUUUCUUGUAAGGGGGAAGAAAUUAGGUAUCUUACAAGAACAUUAGUACAAAAUCUUAGGAUCGGGGCUGUGAAAACUACUUGUUUAAUCGCCCUCGCACAUGCAUUUUGUCUUACAAGGCCAACAAAUAUGAUAGUAAGUGAGCCUUUAGAUGAUAAAAAUCGUCUGUUUGUUGAAGUUAAUAAAGAAUCAAGAGAUUCCUUGAAUGCUAAAUUAAAAGCAGCUGAAAAAUUAGUGAAAGAAUGUUACGCACAAUUUCCUAAUUAUAAUGGCAUUGUUGAAUGUCUAUUGGAACAUCCAAUAGAAAAGUUACUGGAUUUCUGUCAUUUAAGAGUCGGUGUGCCUUUGAGACCGAUGUUAGGUGAAAUUAUACGAGAUUUAGGACAAGUUUUUGAAAAUUUUGAAGGAAGAUUAUUCAAUUGUGAGUAUAAGUAUGAUGGGCAACGUGCACAAAUUCACAUGGAUGCUAACGAAAAAGUUACUAUAUUUAGUCGUAAUUUAGAGAAUAUGACUGAGAGAUUCCCUGAUGUGGUCGAGUUAAUUCCUCAAAUUUGUUUGAAUAAUGUCAAUUCCUUUAUUAUGGAUUGUGAAAUUGUAGCUAUUGAUUCCGAGGGAAUAAUACAAAAUUUUCAAACGCUAACUAAUCGAUCAAGGAAAAAUGUUAAGUUAUCAUCAAUCACCAUACCUAUUUGUAUUUUUGCUUUUGAUUUGAUGUAUUUAAAUGGCGAGUCGCUUUUGAAAAGGUCAUUAAGAGAGAGACGUGAACUUUUGAGGACUAAAUUUACCGAAAUCAAAAAUAGAUUUACAUACGUUAAUCAUAUUGAAUCAUCGGAUCCAGAAGAAAUUCAUUUAUUUUUCAAAGAAUCGAUAGAAUUUGGAUGUGAAGGUAUAAUGAUUAAAGUUUUAGACGAUUCACCAAAAAAUUUAGAAAACAAAACACGAAUGAAUUUAUUGGCUAGCUAUGAACCUGAUAAAAGAAUCAAAAGCUGGUUAAAAGUAAAAAAGGAUUAUAUUGAUGGUAUUGGAGACAGCUUGGAUGUUGUGCCAAUUGCUGCAUGGUACGGAAAUGGCAGAAAAGCCGGAUGGUGGAGUCCAAUUUUAUUAGCGAUUUAUAAUCCUAAUACAGAGACAUUUGAAAGUGUUUGUAAAUGUAUGUCAGGAUUUAGUGAUGAAUUCUAUAAGGAAUUAAAAUCAAGAUAUUCUCUGGAAAGUGGCAAUAUAUCACAAUAUAAAAAAUGGUAUUUUGAUGUUGAUGAUAGCCUUAGACCAGAUGCUUGGUUCGAACCAAGUGAAGUUUGGGAAAUUAAAGGCGCGGAUAUUACAAUAUCACCAGUUUAUAAAGCUGCUAUUGGCAAAGUGGAUCAAAACAAAGGACUUUCUCUAAGAGCUCCUAGAUUUAUAAGAGUUAGAGAGGACAAGAAUAUUAUAGAUGCAACCACUAGCGAAAAACUAGUAGAAUUAUUCUAUAAACAGGUCAAGGAAAGAAAAGUUGAAGAGAUAAUUGAAGAAAAUGAAGACAUGUAAUACUAGUUAAUUUUAAUAAUAGGUAUAAUAUAAGUUAAAUUUUGGACAGAAUAAAUUAUUGGUUUAUACUUAGAAUAUUUGCCAAUUCAAAACUGAAUUUCGAACUAAGUUUAGUCUAGGUCUGAACUAUUAUAAAUAUCAAAUCAUUAGUUAAAUAUUGUCACGUCAAAAGAAUUUAAUAAAACUGGAAGAAGUAGGGUACAUGGAAAAGCGAGGAUAUAUACUGUACACCAGAUAUACCCAAAAGUAAAAAAUUUUUAAAAAAUAAAGUAUUAAACGGUAAAAUAGGUAAAGCAGUUGAAACUUGAAAGUUUUUUUUUGUAGCAAUACGAAAUAUAUCUCAUAAAAGAUGAAUUCAAAGUCUAAGUUUUUAAAAAUUCAUU
Messenger RNA from Rhizophagus irregularis DAOM 181602=DAOM 197198, 2465 nucleotides. RefSeq lists its product as uncharacterized. Gene Ontology annotation, biological process: DNA repair; DNA recombination; DNA biosynthetic process. Gene Ontology annotation, cellular component: nucleus. NCBI's taxonomy places the organism in Eukaryota, Fungi, Glomeromycota, Glomeromycetes, Glomerales, Glomeraceae. The record is from RefSeq and is a predicted model, not a curated record. Gene Ontology annotation, molecular function: ATP binding; DNA ligase (ATP) activity; DNA binding.